AGUAUUAUUUCUCAAUUUACAAUAUUAGAGUAUGAUUGUUAUUUGCGUAAUUUAUUUCAAGCUGUGAUACGAUAACUACUUAAGAAAGAGCGACCCAUCUCCUUUACAAAGAUCGAACCCUACCCUAGCCGCGUUUCUUCUUUAACGAACUACAAUGGCUGCCAAUAGCUCACCUUCUGCCUUUGAAAAAGAACAGAUAUUUGGAAUGGCUGAAAAGGAGAUGGAAUAUAGGGUUGAAUUAUUCAACAAGAUGACCCAGACCUGUUUCAAAAAGUGUGUUGACGAAAGGUACAAGGAGUCUGAGCUAAAUAUGGGUGAAAAUAGUUGCAUUGACCGCUGUGUUUCUAAGUACUGGCAAGUGAAUAAUCUAAUUGGUCAGCUGCUUGGUUCUGGGAGGCCUCCGAUGUAAUCCAAGUCUAUUGUGUUUUCUUUUGCGGUUAGCAACCUGCGAGUGAGCUACAUGUAUGACAUUAAUUAGGAAAACAUGCAAGGUUUUUAUUUUUGUCCAUGACUAUUUUUUGGUCAAUCUGUUCUGUUAAGUAAGGAUUGAUUGGCUUUUGAGUUAGCCAUUGGUGAACAAUAUAAAUAAUUUUGGUUAAUUUAGUUCAUUCUUUGUUUCUAA
This is a messenger RNA of Vigna radiata var. radiata (mung bean), 622 nucleotides long. Its product is annotated as mitochondrial import inner membrane translocase subunit TIM10. Gene Ontology annotation, cellular component: mitochondrial inner membrane. NCBI's taxonomy places the organism in Eukaryota, Viridiplantae, Streptophyta, Magnoliopsida, Fabales, Fabaceae. The transcript is spliced from 6 exons. Gene Ontology annotation, biological process: protein insertion into mitochondrial inner membrane. The coding region runs from base 155 to 409 and encodes 84 amino acids. The record is from RefSeq and is a predicted model, not a curated record.